Molecule: messenger RNA, 999 nt
Organism: Megachile rotundata (alfalfa leafcutting bee)
Lineage: Eukaryota; Metazoa; Arthropoda; Insecta; Hymenoptera; Megachilidae
Product: odorant receptor 65a-like
Biological process (GO): detection of chemical stimulus involved in sensory perception of smell; sensory perception of smell
Cellular component (GO): plasma membrane
Molecular function (GO): olfactory receptor activity; odorant binding
Source: RefSeq, a predicted model, not a curated record
AAUGAACAAGUGCAGGAGGUUUUCGAUCUCCAUCACUACAAACCGCUUAAAAAGUAUUUAACGUCGCUCGGAUUGAAUCCGUUCAACGAGACUUGGGGUAGCAAGAUCGGUGCGAAUGUGAUGUUCUACACCUUAAUCCUAGGCAUUACACCACUGUUCAUACAGUUAUGUGUCGUAAUCCAAGACACAGAUGUAGAUGCAAUAAUCGACGAAUUACCCCAUUUACUUCUAGCCGUUUUUAAAAUAUUGCUAAAUUUUAUUCUGAACGAUUGGGUGAUGCUGACGAGAGAACUACCGGUGCUAGAGAAAGCUACUGCGCAGGGGAGUAGACUUGCACGGUUCUACAGAGUCACCUUAAUCUUAGCUGCACUAGUCUUCAUAUACAUUCCCUUAAUAAAUCCAACACUGGAUUUAAUAAUGCCUAUCAAUGGAACUCGACCGAAGCAACAACUAUUUGGUGCAUGUUACGUAUUUGUAGACGCUGAUGAUCAUUUUGCCGCUGUAUUUCUACAUUUGGGUUGGACCACAUUCGUGACGUUGAUACAGUUAUAUGUCGUAAUCAAGGACACGGAUGCAGAUGCAAUAAUCGACGAAUUACCUCAUUUACUCAUACUCAUUUUUAAAAUAUUACUAAAUUUUAUUCUGGACGAUUGGGUGGUGCUGACGGAGGAACUACCAGUGCUGGAGAAAACUACGACGCAGGGGAGUAAACUUGCACGGUUGUACAGAGUCACCUUAAUCUUAGCUGCACUAGUCUUCAUAUACAUUCCCUUAAUAAAUCCAACACUGGAUUUAAUAAUGCCUAUCAAUGGAACUCGACCGAAGCAACAACUAUUUGGUGCAUGUUACGUAUUUGUAGAGGCUGAUGAUCACUUUGCCGCCGUAUUUCUACAUUUGGGUUGGACCACAUUCCUGUCGGUCUACAAUAUCUCUAUCGUAGAUUCGUUAUACAUACUAAUCAUUCAUCACGUUUGUGGAUUGUUUGACGUGUGCGGGUGA